UUGAGAGAUACAAACAGCCAUCAAGAUAUAUUAGAGAUAGCAACAGCGAAACGGAGUCAAGGAUUUAAACUGGGGUGGAAACUGGCUGCAUAUUGGAUUUUACUACCGGGAGACCGAGUGGACGUGCUUUACUUUGGACCGGGCUUGAAACUGAACCAGAAAUAAAAUGCCCAGUUUAGCCGGUAUAUCCCAAUUUUGAACGGGAUCUCAACGUGUGAAGGCUGCAGUCAGUGAAAUUGGCCUUUCCUUUCCCCUGCUGUUGGAUUUCUUGGGAGUACACUGAUUGAUUUGUCUGUUUAUUUUGAAAAAUUUCGGGCGGUUUAGUUGAUUUUACCCUUACUACCUGGAUCUAUGGAGUGCACUUAAAUAUUCCUUGGAUCGGGGUCUGCAAGUGGGGGCAAAAUGUGGGUAACUGGGAAGGGGAUACCAAGACCCUGAGGCUGCUUGAACCCUUCUCCCACUGCCCCCAGUAGUCUGAGAAGCGUCAGACCUUACUGUGGCAAGCCUGGGCCGCUGGCACUAAAAUGUCCCUAAGUAGUGGCACUGCAGGCGGGAAAGGUGUGGACUCGAAUGCGGUGGACACUUACGACAGCGGCGAUGAGUGGGACAUUGGUGUUGGCAAUCUAAUCAUCGACCUCGACGCUGACCUAGAGAAGGACAAACUCGAGAUGUCUGGCACCAAGGACGGCGGGGGCAUGGCGGCACCCCCCAGCGCCGUGGCAGCUCUGCCCGACAAUAUCAAAUUCGUUAGUCCCGUGCCCGCCCCCCAAGGCAAGGAGAGCAAAUCAAAAUCCAAGCGGAGUAAGAACUCGAAGGACAGCGGCAAGGCUGCAGCUGGAGACGCAGCUAAGAAGGAGGUCCAAGGGCGGGCUCAGGCAGAGGGCACGGGAGCGGCGGCCGGCACCGGGGGAACCGCCAACGCCAGCGCCGGGAAGGGCGCAGAAAAGAGCGGGAAGGCCUCCCGUAGCGUGCCCAGCAACAAAAAGGACAAAGAGGGGGCUUCUGGGAAAAGCAAGAAGGAGAAGAGCGACAGCGUGGCGGCCGCGGCUGUCGCCGCCGAGAAGGACGUGGGAACGCCAGCUCUGGCUCUGGGGGUGGCUCGCAGCACCCCUUUCGAGGGAACGCAAAGUACGGACUUGGCAGCCGCCGAGCAACUUGGGAAUAUCGCCCUUGAAUCUGCCGGGAUAGUCCAGCCGUUGGCCAUCAAAAGCGAACCGGAGGAGCUGGAGAGUAGCGACUGCAGGACCUUGAAGAAAGUGAAAAGUGAGAAGGGUCACGCGCGAGCAAUCGGUCUUCACGACAGCACAGCCCGGGCGCUUUUCGUGCAGCCCACGGCCUCCUGCUCGCCGCCGUCAGCGGCAGAGUGUGACACGGCCUGA
Messenger RNA from Megalops cyprinoides (Indo-Pacific tarpon), 1379 nucleotides. RefSeq names its product zinc finger protein 609. The record is from RefSeq and is a predicted model, not a curated record. Gene Ontology annotation, biological process: regulation of transcription by RNA polymerase II. Gene Ontology annotation, cellular component: nucleus. Lineage: Eukaryota; Metazoa; Chordata; Actinopteri; Elopiformes; Megalopidae. The coding region runs from base 525 to 1379 and encodes 284 amino acids. The transcript has 3 exons.